UCACCAAGAACUUGACAUAAGAAAAGGAGAGGGAGCUAGAGAAGUAGUUACUAACUAGAGCUGAGUUCCUUCCAACAAUGGCGAUUUCUUCAUUACCUUUCACUAAACUCACAUUUUGCAUCUUCUUCAUAACCGUUUCCCUCCUGAAUCACCAGGCGCAGUCAGUGGCCCCCGAGGACUGUGGGGCUGAAAACAGCUCAUGCAUUAACAAGUCGGAGGCACAGCCUCUGAAGAUUAUUGCGAUCGUAGCGAUUCUAGUGACGAGCAUGAUUGGAGUAUGCGCCCCACUCUUCACCAAGGUCUUCCCUGCCCUGCAACCAGACAAGGACCUCUUUGUGAUAGUAAAGGCCUUUGCUGCUGGAAUCAUUCUUGGCACCGGCUUCAUGCACGUCCUCCCCGACUCAUUCGACAUGCUCACCUCUAGCUGCCUCUCAGAGAACCCAUGGUAUAAGUUCCCCUUUACGGGCUUUGUGGCCAUGCUCUCCGCCAUAGUGACCCUCAUGGUGGAUUCCCUUGCCACAAGCAUAUACAGCAAGAAGAGCCACGCGGGAAUUACCCCCGCGGGGUUGUCAGCUGAGCCAGACAGGGAGAUGGGAGUGAUUCCCGCCGGUCAUUUCCAUGGUCAUCACCAUGUUGCACCCAAGGGCGAGAUUGCAAAUUCCCAGCUACUUCGAUAUCGGGUUGUUGCAAUGGUACUGGAGUUGGGAAUAGUGGUUCACUCCGUGGUGAUAGGUCUAUCCUUGGGAGCCUCCAACAAUGUGUGCACUAUCAAAGGUCUUGUGGCUGCCCUUUGUUUCCACCAAAUGUUUGAGGGAAUGGGUCUCGGCGGCUGCAUCCUCCAGGCGGAAUAUAAGCUGAUGAAGAAGUUGGUGAUGGUGUUUUUCUUCUCUAUCACGACCCCACUUGGGAUUGCCAUCGGGAUGGGACUGUCCAAGGCUUACCGAGAGAACAGCCCAAACGCCCUCAUUACGGUUGGCAUCCUGAAUGCAUCCUCGGCUGGUCUUCUGAUCUAUAUGGCUCUAGUCGAUCUUCUUGCCUCGGAUUUUAUGGGUCCCAAACUGCAAGCCAGCGUCAAGCUCCAGAUAAAGUCAUAUGCGGCUGUGCUCUCGGGUGCUGGUGGCAUGUCGCUCAUGGCCAAAUGGGCGUAAUUAACAUCGUAUUUGGAGAAGCAACAAUAUGUACCAUUGUCAAUUACUCUAUGUACUUUCUCUCAUCUUGGUGAAGUUUCUUUACAUGUACACUCCCCUUGGUUUUGCAACAACUGCCAUAAUAAGUCUCUUUAGCCUUUAUGUCAUGGAUUUGUGGA
Punica granatum (pomegranate) is the source of this 1306-nucleotide messenger RNA. NCBI's taxonomy places the organism in Eukaryota, Viridiplantae, Streptophyta, Magnoliopsida, Myrtales, Lythraceae. The record is from RefSeq and is a predicted model, not a curated record.